Molecule: messenger RNA, 525 nt
Organism: Amorphotheca resinae ATCC 22711
Lineage: Eukaryota; Fungi; Ascomycota; Leotiomycetes; Helotiales; Amorphothecaceae
Exons: 1
Molecular function (GO): protein binding
Source: RefSeq, a predicted model, not a curated record
CUCCAGGCGGCAUCGUCUGGAGGCCACGACAAGAUUGUCGAGCUGCUGCUGAGCAAGGGCGCCGACGUUAACGCGCAAGGCGGCGAGUACGGCAACGCGCUCCAGGCGGCAUUGUCUAGAGGCCACGACAAGAUCGUCGAGCUGCUGCUAAGCAAGGGCGCUAACCUUAAUGCGCAAGAUGGCGGGUAUGGCAACGCGCUCUAUGCGGCAUCGUCUGGAGGCCACGACAAGAUCGUCGAGCUGCUGCUAAAUAAGGGCGCUAACGUCAACGCGGAAGGCGGCUGGCACAGUAACGCGCUCCAGGCGGCAUCAUAUGAAGGCUAUGACAAGAUCGUUGAGCUGCUGCUUAACAAGGGCGCCGACGUCAACGCGCAAGGCGGCUACUAUGGCAACGCGCUCUAUGCGGCAUCGUCUGGAGACCACGACAAGAUCGUCGAGCUGCUGCUGAACAAGGGCGCCGACGUUAACGCGCAAGGCGGCGACUACGGCAACGCACUCCAGGCGGCAUCGUCUAGAGGCCACGAC